Penicillium soppii is the source of this 1707-nucleotide messenger RNA. RefSeq names its product sorting nexin 1. Lineage: Eukaryota; Fungi; Ascomycota; Eurotiomycetes; Eurotiales; Aspergillaceae. Gene Ontology annotation, biological process: retrograde transport, endosome to Golgi; protein retention in Golgi apparatus. The record is from RefSeq and is a predicted model, not a curated record. The transcript is spliced from 6 exons. Bases 1 to 1707 code for a protein of 568 amino acids. Gene Ontology annotation, molecular function: phosphatidylinositol binding. Gene Ontology annotation, cellular component: endosome.
AUGGAUCUCGACUCGGGAGACUCCCCGUGGGGCGAUGAGCCUUCACAGUUCAAGCCUAGCCAAGGCGCUUCUAAGCCCGGCACUCAAGAGGGUGAAGCCGCAACCCCCGCGUCAGUCAGCGCGCCCACAGUCCGCACUCCUGGAAAACGAGGCCCCCGAGGCACACGCAAGAUUAGUGCACAAGCCACGAAACUCGAAUCUGUCGAUGAUUCCGUCGACCCUCUCGGCCCAUUGGGUGAAGCCCCAGCCGAGGCUGCCCCGACGCCUACAGAUGAGGCACCAGCACCACCCCAAAAAGAACCAUUCGCCGGCCGCGGCGCGCUACCACUAGCAUCGCCCUCCCAGGCGUCUGGAGGGGGAAUAUCGGAGUCGGCCAAUGUGGAUGAGCAAAGUGCGGGCUUCCGAGGACCUCCGCCCGUUCAGCCACCGGUGGAAACGGACGGACCUAAACGACAGACACAGCCCAGCAUGAGUAUCGAACAGGCUGCGAAGCCGACUUUCCAGAUCUAUGUUGGUGAUCCGCAUAAAGUAGGAGAUCUGACAAGUAGUCAUAUCGUCUAUCAAGUUUCGACCAAGACCACAUCCAAAGCUUAUCGCCAUCCCGAAUUCACAGUCAGUCGUAGAUACCGUGAUUUCCUCUGGCUUUACAAUUCCCUUCACGGCAGCAACCCCGGAGUGGUUGUUGCGCCUCCACCCGAGAAGCAAGCAGUUGGCCGGUUUGAUACCAACUUUGUGGAGUCGAGGAGGGCUGCUUUGGAACGGAUGCUAAAUAAGAUUGCUUCCCAUCCCAUUCUUCAACAUGAUGGAGACCUGAAAAUCUUCCUGGAAAGUGAGGCUUUCAACGUUGAUGUCAAGAAUAAGGAAAACCGGGAGCCCGAUAUUGGCCCAAGCAAGGGAAUGUUGAGCUCCUUUGGUAUUUCUGUUGGUGGGGGAAGCAAAUUCGUGGAACAUGACGAUUGGUUCCAUGAUCGUAAGGUCUACUUGGAUGCAUUGGAAAAUCAGCUGAAGGCCUUGAUGAAGUCAAUGGAUACUGUGGUGCUACAACGGAAGGGGCUCGCCGAUGCCGCAGGCGACUUUUCAAGCUCACUGCAUGCUUUGUCUGCUGUUGAGCUGUCUCCCGCUCUAUCAUCCCCUUUGGAAGGCCUGUCAGAGCUCCAACUGCGCAUCCGGGAACUCUACGACCGACAGGCGCAGCAGGAUGUGCUGACACUUGGAAUCACGAUUGAUGAAUAUAUCCGCUUAAUUGGAAGUGUCAAGAUGGCCUUUAGCCAGCGACAAAAGGCUUUCCACACCUGGCAUGCGGCUGAGUCCGAUCUACAGAAACGCAAGAACACUCAAGAUAAGCUACUCCGCCAGGGGAAGACCCAGCAAGACCGUCUGAACCAGGUCAAUGCCGAUGUCGCAGACGCAGAGCGCAAGGUCCAUCAGACACGGCUGCUGUUUGAAGACAUGGGCCGACUUAUGCGAAAUGAGCUGCAACGAUUUGAGAAGGAGAAGGUGGAAGACUUCAAGUCCGGUGUUGAAACAUUCCUCGAGAGUGCGGUAGAGGCCCAGAAAGAGUUGAUCGAGCUUUGGGAGACAUUCCUGUUGCGCUUAGAUGCUGGCGAAGAAGGCCUUCCUUACUACGUGCCUCCAUCUGAGACGGCGGAGGCGUCUGCACCAGAGCCUACGGAAUCGACGCCAUUGGUUGCUGAGGAUGAGGCUUGA